UGAACCGAAUACAAAAUAGGGAAGGCAGAGACGAAGACGAAGACGAGUCACUGUCGCUUCGGGGGUGUACGCUCUCUCCGCUACCAACUCUCUUUCUCUCUUCGCCCCAAACCCUAAAGCUCCACUCUAAACCCAAACCAAUGCUACUAAUCACAAGAUUGGGGCUUCACGACACCAGUUGAUCCAACCAUGAGGAACUGUUUCUAGUCAGAGAGCCCAGAAAAGACACUAGGGUUGUUGAUACUGUUCAAGAAACUGUCAUGGACUCUGAAAUCUUCUUAGAUGUUGAAGCGGAAGACAGGGAAUCUGAUAAAGGUGUAAAACAAAAUGCAAAUGAUAAUUUUGCAGGGAGAGAAAUAAUCACACAGGAUGAGGAUGGGAAUACUAAACCAUAUGUCGGAAUGGAGUUUGAAUCAGAGGAUGCUGCCAAGGCUCUCUAUGAUGCGUAUGCCAGGUGUGCUGGUUUUAGCACCCAUGUUGGUCAGUUUACUCGUAAUAAGCCCGAUGGACCAAUAGUGACAUGGGAGUUUGCAUGUUCAAGAGAGGUAUUCAGAAAAAAGAAUGUCGAAAGUUGCAAUGCUAUGCUACGUGUAGAGAGAAAGGAUGCAAACACUUGGGUUGCCACUAAGUUUAUUGAGGACCACAACCAUUCGAUGGAAAGUCCAAAUAAAGUCCAUUACCUUCGACCGCGUAGACACUUUGCAGGUGCUGCAAAGAAUACAGCUGAGACUUUGGAUGUCUCUUCUGAUGCUUAUGUCUCUAUGGAUGGGAAUCAUGCCCCUUAUGAACCAAAUCGUGGAGGUAGGAGUGUCUCUCCUGUUGAACCAAAUCCUCCUGCCAGGAAUGUUGCGCCUAUUAACUACACAGGGCCUUCUAGCCGGAAGAGAACACUUGGAAGAGAUGCCCAAAAUCUUCUAAACUAUUUCAAGAAGAUGCAAGCUGAAAAUCCUGGAUUUUAUUAUGCCAUACAGCUUGAUGAUGAAAACCGCAUGACUAAUGUUUUCUGGACUGAUGCGAGAUCGAGGACUACUUACAACUACUUUGGAGAUGCUGUAAUUUUUGAUACAAUGUAUCGACCAAAUCAGUACCAGGUGCCAUUUGCUCCUUUUACCGGUGUAAAUCAUCAUGGCCAGAUGGUAUUGUUUGGCUGUGCACUACUUCUAGAUGAGUCUGAGUCUUCCUUUACUUGGCUGUUUAAGACAUGGCUUUCUGCAAUGAAUGAUCGGCCUCCUAUUUCUAUAACUACUGACCAGGAUAGAGCAAUACAAGUGGCUGUAGCGCAGGUAUUCCCAGAUACGCGCCACUGCAUAUGCAAGUGGCACAUUUUAAGAGAAGGCCAAGAAAGACUGGCUCAUAUAUAUCUUGCUAAUCCUUCUUUUUAUGGAGAGCUGUAUAGCUGCAUCAACUUUUCAGAGAAAAUUGAGGAUUUUGAAUCAUCAUGGCUGUCCCUUCUUGAUAGGUAUGACCUUCGGAGAAAUGAUUGGCUACAGGCAGUGUAUAAUGCUCGAAAGCAGUGGGCCCCAGUUUAUUUUCGUGGGACUUUCUUUGCUGCAAUUUCCUCAAAUCAGGGAGUUAGAUCUUUCUUUGAUGGCUAUGUGAAUCAACAGACGAGUAUACCUCUGUUUUUUAAGCAGUAUGAAAGGGCUCUGGAGCAUGCAUUAGAAAAAGAAAUAGAAGCAGAUUAUGAUACCAUUUGCACCACACCAGUACUGAAGACACCAUCACCAAUGGAACAACAGGCAGCUAACUUGUAUACAAAAAAAGUAUUUGCCAAGUUUCAGGAGGAAUUAGUUGAAACUUUUGUCUAUACUGCAAAUAGGAUAGAUGAAGAUGGGCUUGUCAGUAAAUACAGGGUUGCAAAGUAUGAACAUGAUGACAAGGCUUAUAUAGUUGAAUUAAAUGUCUCUGAGAUGAAAGCAAGCUGCAGCUGUCAGAUGUUUGAACAUGCUGGCAUCCUCUGUAGACAUAUUUUGACUGUCUUCACCGUCACAAAUGUUCUUACCCUUCCAUCACAGUACAUAUUGAAGCGAUGGACAAGGAAUGCCAAAUCUUGGGUUGGAGUAGAUGAACAGAUCUCAGAUCCGCAAGGUGUUGAGAUACUCACUGUGCGGUUCAACAAUUUAUGUCAGGAAGCCAUUAAAUAUGCGGAGGAAGGUGCAGUUGCUGUAGAGACUUACAAUGCAGCAAUGAUUGCUCUACGAGACAGUGGGAAAAGGAUUGCUGAUAUGAAGAAAAAUGUUGCUAAAGCUGCACCUCCUAGCUCUCAUGAUAGUGGAAGUAUACAGGAAGAAAGUAUUAAAAAAGUUCCUUUGGCAUUUGGCGAAAUGGUCCCCCCAUUGUGGCCUUGGCAAGAGGCAUUGCCACAUCGAUUUAAUCUUAAUGAUGUUGGAGUUCCAGUUACUGGAAUAAAUCAGCCUAGCAUGGCGGGUUCUAUACAACCUGAUGGUGGGCAUCCUGAUAAUACGGUAGUUUAUACUUGUUUCAAGUCUAUGACAUGGGUCAUAGAAAAUAAGAAUUCAACAUCAGCUGGCAAAGUUGCUGUUAUUAACUUGAAGCUGCAAGAUUAUGGCAAGAACCCGGCAGGAGAAACAGAUGUACAAUUUAGGGUAACUAGGGUUACACUAGAGCCUAUGUUAAGAUCGAUGGCCUACAUUGGUCAGCAACUUUCUGCACCAGCCAACAGAGUUGCUGUUAUCAAUCUCAAGCUACAAGAUACAAAUACAGCUUCUGGAGAAACAGAAGUCAAGUUUCAAGUUUCCAGAGAUACACUAGAUUCCAUGUUGAGAUCAAUGGUUUACAUCCAUGAACAACUAUGACAUGUAAGACACUAUCUUCAGUAAUAUGCGGGAUAUUAUAUGUUGUCAUGAUUGAAUACAUUAGUUAGAUGCAGUCUACUUUUCCUUUUAUAUGAGG
Fragaria vesca subsp. vesca is the source of this 2913-nucleotide messenger RNA. Its product is annotated as protein FAR1-RELATED SEQUENCE 3-like. Bases 261 to 2816 code for a protein of 851 amino acids. The transcript has 5 exons. Gene Ontology annotation, biological process: regulation of DNA-templated transcription. NCBI's taxonomy places the organism in Eukaryota, Viridiplantae, Streptophyta, Magnoliopsida, Rosales, Rosaceae. The record is from RefSeq and is a predicted model, not a curated record. Gene Ontology annotation, molecular function: zinc ion binding.